Molecule: messenger RNA, 1476 nt
Organism: Fusarium oxysporum Fo47
Lineage: Eukaryota; Fungi; Ascomycota; Sordariomycetes; Hypocreales; Nectriaceae
Product: transcription factor domain-containing protein
Exons: 4
Coding region: 1-1476 (491 amino acids)
Biological process (GO): positive regulation of transcription by RNA polymerase II
Cellular component (GO): nucleus
Molecular function (GO): DNA-binding transcription factor activity, RNA polymerase II-specific; transcription cis-regulatory region binding; zinc ion binding
Source: RefSeq, a predicted model, not a curated record
AUGACACAGUCGGCUAAUAUUGGCCAUGGCACUGCGAGGCCCUACAUCGGAAAGUCAAGACAAUUCAAGCGGUCUAGAACCGGCUGUCUUAACUGCCGACAUCGAAAGAAGAAGUGCAGCGAGGAGAAACCACAAUGCCGCGGCUGCAGUCGGAAUAAUCUCCACUGCGCUUGGCCACAAGACGUGAACGAGAAAGCUAUCACGCCUCCGCCUCUGCCCAAGAAUCCCAUAGCCAGCACAGAUGAGAGGCCGUCACCCGGUCAUUACAUCACAACCACGGCUUCCAUGCUUCCAAUGCCCCUCAAGGGGAACCCGUUUCUCUCGGAAAUCAUCCCCAUUGCUUCAGUGGACGACAUGGUAAUGCACGGUGUGUUGGUCAUUAGUGGAGCACACAUGAACUUUGGGAACAUGUCCUCCGGGCCUAUUGGCGAGGCAACCCUAGACCAUUACAGCACGUUAAUUCGUCAACUCGUCAUCGAGGUCUCGGACCAUAAAGGUUCCUGUGUGAACAAGCUGGCCCGGUUGCUGCUUGUCCUGGUGAUGUUGUGUCACUUCGAGGCUAUCUCUGGAGAAACAGACGGAGCAAUGUUUCGCCAUCUUGGUGCGAGCCGAGAGAUAAUUGCCGAGAUAGAAAGUCGUCAGCCGGCAGAACCCUUGGGAUCUGAUUCAGAGACUCUUUAUGUUCUUGGCCUCGAGCUAUACGCCUAUCUCAUCUUCGUGAACUGCCUCACUCCGUACGGCCUGCUUCAAGAGCGCCAGUUCUCCCUUGACUCUUUCAUCACCUCACCCAGCAGCCUGGCUAGCUACAGCACGUUUGGGAUCAUGUUCGCUGGUCUCCAUGAUCUCUUUGCGCUGAUACCACAGAUAUCACUGCUAUUUCGUGAUCGACUGAUCGAGCAAGAGUCCGGAAUCAUCGAACCCUCAAUUGCUUGCGUUGAGUUACACACUCAACUGGAGCGAUGCCUCAAAGACUGGAAUCUCUCUCAAAACGAUCUGGUUUCGCGAUUCCCAACCGAUGACUGCAACCGUGACCUGAGCAAAGUUACCAAGGUCCUUCAGCUGGGUAUCAAGAUAUACCUGAUCGCAUCCAUGCAAGGGUCAUCCGUAGUAAAUCCAAAGAUUGUCUGCCAACUUCAGAGUUAUGUCGAUGACAUCCUAGACUUAGGACUUGAUUUACACUACUCUCAAUGGUCCUCAAUACUGCUGUGGCCUAUUGUCAUUUCUGGUUCUUGUUCUAUCCAAAGACAGCAGCAAGAACAUCUUGCAAAGGCUUUACGAGAAUCUAAAUACCUCAAUGGUCGGAAGGGUGGUAGGAGGAAAAAGACUAACAAGGUCGACCCGACAAUUAUAGCAUAUACAUUCACGACCCAGCCUAAUAUCAUUGGGAGACGGAAUGCCCUAUCGUGUGGUAAGUACCGAGUGCCUCGACGUCUACAGAUAAGCAAUACUAGAGGUAUAAUAAAUGAUAGUAGCUGA